AUGAGAAUUCAUCCAUUAUCAGCUUCACCUGCUACCAACGCCUUCUUCCAAACUGGUACAAAUUUAACAGAUGAUGUUACAACAAUAUUUGUAGUUGGAUUUCCUGACGAUAUGACUGAAAGAGAAUUUCAAAAUAUGUUUACUUUUUGUCCUGGUUUUGAAGCUGCUUCUCUCAAAUGGCAUUGUAAAGAUCAAGAAGACGAUAACUCGGUUGGAUCUAAUGGUGGAAAAAAACAAAUGAUUGGAUUUGCAAGAUUUCGUACUCGAUUAGAAGCAAUGGAAGCUGUUGAGGUUCUUGGUGGAAAAAAAAUCGAUCAAGAAAAAGGAACUGUUCUCAAAGCUGAAAUGGCCAAGAAAAAUCUACAUGUCAAACGAGGAUCUGUUGCACCGACAACAAAUACUUUUCUUCCUUCAACUCCAACAACUCAACAAACUCUUCUUUCUAAAAAGCUCGGACGUCAACAUGGAACAACGUCAAGUGGAUCUUAUGAUGCAUUCUCUCCAUUACCAAGUGAUCUUUUAUCGCCUGCGGAUUACAAAACCGAUCCUUUUAUGAAUGAUCCCUUUACUUGCUCAACACCUACCACACCUAUCUUCUCUGACGCUUUAUUUGGUAAUCUUCGAUCCAAUUCUUUUGAUGGUCGCCAACCUGAUAUUGGUUUGAUGUCACCUCCUCGUCAUUUUGGAAAUGGCAUUGGUAUUGGAAAUGCAUCAUCAACAAAUACCAAUAGCAACGGUAUACUUGGAUUCAAUCAAGGGCAAACCAAUAACUUGACCGAUUUAAGAUCACCAAGUAUUUCAUCUAUUCACCGACCUUCGAAUCCAGCAGAUCAGAAUCCUCCUUGUAACACCCUCUAUGUCGGCAAUUUGCCUCCCAACACGAACGAAGAUGAACUACGCCAACUGUUUUCUCAAUGUCGUGGAUACAAAAGAAUGUGCUUCCGGAACAAACCUCAAGGUCCUAUGUGUUUUGUGGAAUUUGAAGAUGUGGUUCUUGCUACUAAUGCUUUGAAUGAAUAUCAAGGUCAUUGUUUGACUACGUCGGCCAAAGGUGGUAUUCGUCUCUCUUUUAGUAAAAAUCCUCUCUUCAUUAAAGGUCCUGGUGGUACUCCUAUGAAUCAAAACAACAGCGGGGAUAGCAAUAAUAAAGGUGGCAACAACAAAAAUAGCAUCAACAACGGAAAGAUAGGCGUCUCUUCUACUGAUCAACAACUUUGA
This is a messenger RNA of Halteromyces radiatus, 1218 nucleotides long. RefSeq lists its product as uncharacterized. The record is from RefSeq and is a predicted model, not a curated record. Gene Ontology annotation, molecular function: mRNA binding. NCBI's taxonomy places the organism in Eukaryota, Fungi, Mucoromycota, Mucoromycetes, Mucorales, Cunninghamellaceae. The coding region runs from base 1 to 1218 and encodes 405 amino acids. The transcript has 4 exons.